AUGAAAACACCUGGAACUGUCAUUUUCCCCGACACUUCUGGAAAUAGGGUGGAUGUAUAUUAUCUACAGCUUUUGGAGAAUCUCGAUGAGAUGAACAAAUACUCUUGGGCUACUGGGGUGCUUGCUUUUGUUCUAGGAGAGAUGAGCAAAAGGUCGAGGAUUAAGACAAAUCAAAUUGGAGGUUACUUAACUCUUGUUCAGGUUUGGAUUUACGACCACUUCCCUUCACUGGGAUUGGCUAAGGAAAAGACACCUUAUCCCUAUGGCCAACCUACAACAGGAAAAUGGUUGUUUUGGGACCCACAAAAGAAGUCUAAAGAAGAGCAGUUGACUUCGUUGAGGGAGAAAUUGGAUAAACUUACGGUGAACAAUGUGGUAUUUCACCCAUACGCCGUACCCGAUGAUGUCCCUGUAGAUGAAGAAGAUCUGAAUGGUUUCUCUACCGUCUCGGAUUACUAUGGACCAAUUUGGUAUCCUAACGGCUACGCAAUAUAUAAUCCAAGGAGAAUACUAAGACAACUUUGUUGCGUCCAAAUGGAUCCCGACGUGGAGAAUGAGAAUUUCAAUUUGCUGGUUGAAGGAACAAAGAACACCGAGAAAUAUUUUGAGCCAAAACAUGAACCAACUCCUACGGUAGCACAUUGGAAUACACUUGGUAACUACUACUUACCUUUAGGUGAUUGUGUGCCUUGUGAGGGAGAUGUAAAUGCAUGUGAUGAAGAUUAUAUGGAGUUUUAUCAAGAAAUUAGUCAUCCUUUUGUGAUAAAUAAAGAACAACAAGCUAAGACUGAUGCGGCGAGGCGAAGGCAAAGAAGAGGGAGGCUAAGAGAGCUCAUAAGGAGAUGCCUAUUUGUGGAGAAGAAACAAAAAGGUUAUGGGAUAAUGUAG
Papaver somniferum (opium poppy) is the source of this 888-nucleotide messenger RNA. Its product is annotated as protein MAINTENANCE OF MERISTEMS-like. The record is from RefSeq and is a predicted model, not a curated record. The transcript is spliced from 3 exons. Lineage: Eukaryota; Viridiplantae; Streptophyta; Magnoliopsida; Ranunculales; Papaveraceae. Bases 1 to 888 code for a protein of 295 amino acids.